Molecule: messenger RNA, 3962 nt
Organism: Vespula vulgaris
Lineage: Eukaryota; Metazoa; Arthropoda; Insecta; Hymenoptera; Vespidae
Product: putative transcription factor SOX-15
Exons: 10
Coding region: 1527-3794 (755 amino acids)
Biological process (GO): cell differentiation; anatomical structure morphogenesis; regulation of DNA-templated transcription
Molecular function (GO): RNA polymerase II cis-regulatory region sequence-specific DNA binding; DNA-binding transcription factor activity, RNA polymerase II-specific
Source: RefSeq, a predicted model, not a curated record
GUCGUGCAGCGAGAGGGAGCGCGAGUCGAGAAGUACAUUACAGUGUGAUCAUUGUCGCUCUGUGUACGCCUAAUAAAGUUUCGCUAGUUUCUUUUUCGUUUUUUUUUUGUUCUCUUAAUCUGUGCUCCAACACUAUUUACACGAUAUUAAUUCACACCAGAUCUACCUUAUUAUAUCUAUUUAUCGCUUUAUUAUAGUUAAUCUUUUUAUUAUCGUAUAAUAACUUGGAGAACUCGUAGAGUUAAAAAAAAAAGAAAAAGAAUAAAUAAAUAAAUAAAUAAAUAAAUAAAUGAAUGAAUGAAUGAAUGAAUGAAUGAAGGAAGGAAAGAAGAAAGAAUUUUAUCGAUCCGUGGAUUCGUGUAAAGAAGAUCGUUAUUCUUUGGUGGGACUCGAAGAAUUUCAUCGUUGGCCAUUUUUCUUUCUGGGACGAUUCGAUAUAUACGAAGAAAGAAGAGAGGAGGACAACUAUAGUUUAUUGACUGUUAUGUAUUAUGGGAAGAAAAAGAAGCAAGAGAGCAAGAGAACGAGAGAAACAGAAAAGACAGAGAAAACGAACAAAUUAAAGAAACGAAGAUUCGAUCGGAUAAGGAUAGUGUCCAACGUGUUGUUGAACUUGAUCACCGGUAUACUUAAUUGGUGCACAGAGAGAGAGAGAAGUUUUCUUUGAUGAGAAUUGGUGGUGAAACUAUUAAGAGGGAUUCGAAGUACGCGCGGGAGAAUUCAGCGGCCAAACUCGUGCUUGUGUUUAACUGUGCCCAAAACCUUGAAUAAGGAUCAAAAGAAGAUUAGCCAAAAAGUAGGGAGACAAAACGAAGGAGUGAGAAGGAUGAUAUAAAUAGACAGAUAGAUAGAGAAAGAGAGAAAAAAAGAAAAGAAAAGAAAAAGAAUUCGUCAGAAAUAAUCCUAAGAGGAAUUAAAAUCCCCAUAUCAAAACGUCGAUCUGAAUAGUCGACGAUCCCGGUCGACUACGAAGGACAAAAAGUGACGGGAAAAAAGAGAAGAAAAAAGAAAAAGAAAAAGAAAAAGAAAACCAAAAAAAAGAAAGGGAGAAUAAUACUUUCCGGCAUAUUCGAUAUAUAUACACGUUAUACAUAAAAAAAAAAGAAAGAGAAGAGAAUAAAAAAGAAAGAAGAAAAAAGAAAUUGAAGAAAGAUACGCUGCGAUCUGGACUGUAAAAUGUGAAAAUGUUUCGUUCGAAAGUUGAAAAUACUUAAAAAAAAAAAAAAAUAGAAGAGAAAGAGAGAAAGAAAGAAAGAAAAAAAAACGUGUGAAAUUGACGAUCAAAAAGAGAAGACGUGGAUAGAGAUAAAAAAAAAGAUAGAAAGAGAGAGAGAGAGAGAGAGAGAGAGAGAGAACGUGUAGUGGGGGUAGGUGAGGGGUGGGAAACGUGUUAAGGUGGGACGGUGCGAGGGUGGAGUAGAGAAGGUGGAAGUUUGAAAAAAAAGGGGGGGAAGAAAGUGGAUGUGAGUUAAGUAAGUAAUGUGAAAUGGAUGGUACGCCAAGGACAGUCAAAGCAGUUCUAAUAUAUGGAUGCCCAUGGGUGGAAUUUGGCCGAGAUGUGCCAACGCUACCAUCACGGUAUACCAACGGUCCAAAGUUCUUCGCCAGCUAGGGAUCCCUCGGCUGCCAUUGUGCAGCCAUUGCCGACCCCAUCGCACAUCGAACAGGCUAACAAUCCAUCUUAUUCUCAUUACACGAUGCUGGAUAAUUAUGACAGGGGCGAGGUGACACCACCACCGGUUAGCAGUUAUGGCGGCUCACCUGGACUCUUGGCACUUCAUUCCUCGCUUUAUGCUACACCCACGUCUAGAACCUACGACAUCGAUACCAAUAUCGAUACCAACGACUCGACGGCCAUGCCUAUCGAUACCCAAAUCAUUUCGAUACCAGGGAUGUUGAGCGGACCGGCACAGCAACGUUUGGAAGAUAUGUCCUGGUUAGCAUCGGGACCAUCCUUAGAUUAUCAACAAGGAAUCUCACCGAUUCCCACAGGAGUGAAGAUGUGCCAUCCUGGCAGUACAGCGCAACGUAGCCUGAAGGAACAACGGAUACGUCGUCCGAUGAACGCCUUCAUGGUCUGGGCAAAGGUCGAGCGCAAGAAAUUGGCCGACGAGAAUCCUGAUCUUCACAACGCCGAUCUAAGCAAGAUGCUUGGAAAAAAAUGGCGGGGACUGACGCCACAGGACAGAAGGCCCUACGUCGAGGAAGCUGAGAGACUCAGGGUUAUACACAUGCAAGAACAUCCAAAUUACAAAUACAGACCAAGACGUAGGAAACACGCUAAACGAGCACCCGGUGCACCUUCCUCCCCUCCCACUGCCAGCAAUGCUACCAGCAGUAGGUCUAACCCUACCAACGCUACCAUUCAUCAUUCCAUGUCUAAGAUGGAGAGUUAUCAAGGAAUCCCACAGAUCCCAUGGGGUGGCCAUUCCCCGAUCUCGUCGUUGUAUCAUCAACAACAGCAGCAGGGUAUCCAGGAAUACAAAUCGGAAAAUAAUUCAUUAUACGGUAGCCCGUACACGCCUAUCAUCCAUACACCGGACAUAUCACCAGUUGGCAGUCCUGAACCCGACGGUGAGGGAACGCACCUACCGCCCACGCAAAAUCCUGAUCCAGAACGGGAUCUUAUGGAAGGUACCUCGAAACAACAUGGGGAUAUGAACGAUCAAACGAAACGGUACACAUUCAUGAGUACCGACAAUCAGGUUCAUGGGCCACAUAAUGUUGUUACCAGCAUAACUUCAUGUCAAAAUUCAGCGAGUUAUACGGACACGUUGACUUAUAAGAAAUCGGUUAGUUAUUUGAACUUCGAAAGGCAAACGUCGAGCAUAGCAGCAGUUGGUAUAGCAAAUGGCAUGAUGGUAUCGUGCAACAAGCUUCGUUCUGGUUUCGAAAACGUCGGUUCGGUCACUGGGACGUUUUAUCCGCCCGUUGCCUCUCCCCACGAGCAAUCCUUGCAACAUUACGCAAGUAGCCAGUCCUCGAAAUCAGGAAACUAUUCAAUGCAGUCAGCUGUCGAGAGCAACUACACUUCUGUACAAUGUAGCAACAGGCAACAGACUAUGGGUAUACGCGGGACAGCUGAGGGUUGUUCAGCUGUCAGUCCAAGAUAUCAAAUGUCUCAGCAUCAUCAGGAUUAUCAAACUGAUACGACAAAUGCUCCGCAUGAUCAACAACAGCAACAACAGCAACAACAACAACAACAGCAGCAACAACAACAACAGCAACAAAUUAUUAGUCAUAUGGAUCCAACUGGUAUGUCAUCUUCGAACGAGGAGGAUCAACAACAACAACAACAGCAACAACAACAGCAACAGCAACAACAACAGCAACAGCAAAGUUUGCAAUUAGAAAAAUACUUCAAGUAUUCUCAUCCAACCAGCGCUGGUCAUUCCAAUCUUAGAUCACAAAAUUUGCUGGACAGUAAUCACAAUUAUGCUAGUGAUUUGCGUUAUUACGAUCUUGAACAACAACAACAACAACAGCAGCAACAACAAUCACAAUUCGACAUAUCGAAUUCUCACUGCAUCGUCGAAGAUCAAAACAAAGAUGGUAGGUGUACUAGUAUGGGGAUUGCCCAUGGUAUGGAACAAUAUCAUGGUGGUAUGACAAUUGGCAAGUAUCAGGAACAUUCCGCACAUCCACAACAACAACAACAACCACCGCAACCUCAACAACCACAACCAUCGCAACAAUCACAACAACAUACACAAAAUAUUGAGAGCGCAACUAAAGCUGAAGAUGACUUCAGUAUGAUUUUGGCAAAUGUAAGAAAGACUUGUUACAGCAGCUAGUAACUAUUCUUUGUCCCUUUUUUUAUCGUCCAUGAAGGGACCCCGUUUAUGGUUAUAAAGAAAAAGAAAAAAAAAAGAAAAACGCAGAACGAAGCGGAACGAAAUAUAAUUAAAAAAUAAAAAAAUAAAAAAACUAAAAAAAUUAAAAAAAAAGGGAAGAAAAACGGG